AUGGAUCCAAAUCACUCCAACUUUCUGGAGCCCCAGCCCUCCCCAGAAGCCCUCAAGCCUACCUUGAACCCUAGCUCACUCGUGGUGAACAAGACCCAGCCGCAGGACCCCCCCAGCCUGGUGGGUGACAAGUUGCCCCCAAAGACAGGGGCGGUGGUCAUCGACAUGGGCACAGGCACCUGUAAGGUGGGCUUCUCCGGGCAGGCCCGGCCCACCUACACCGUGGCCACCAUCGUCGGCUGCCAGCCCAAGAAGCCGGCCAGCAAUGGGCAGCCGGUGCUGGAGACGUUCAUCGGGGAGGCAGCCCGCACGCGCCCCGAGCUGACGCUGGUGCAGCCGGUGCGGAACGGCAUCGUGGUGGACUGGGACGCAGCCGAGCUCAUAUGGCGCCACAUGCUGGAGCACGACCUCCGCGUGGCCACCCGCGACCACCCACUGCUCUUCUCUGACCCUCCCUUCAGCCCCACCACCAACCGCGAGAAGCUGGUGGAGGUGGUCUUCGAGUCACUGAACUCCCCCGCCAUGUAUGUGGCUUCCCAGUCAGUGCUGUCCGUCUACGCGCACGGCCGGGUCAGCGGGCUGGUGGUGGAUACGGGCCAUGGGGUCACCUAUACAGUGCCAGUCUUCCAGGGCUACAACCUGCCCCAUGCCACAGAGCGCCUGGACUUGGCGGGCACGCACCUGACCGCCUUCCUGGCGGAGAUGCUGCAGGGCUCCGGCUUGCCCCUGGGGCAGCAGGACCUGGACGCUGUGGAGAACAUCAAGCACCGCUACUGCUACGUGGCCCCCGACUUCGUAAAGGAACAGGCCCGGCCCGAGCUGGAAUGCCGCCAGACCCUGAAGCUGCCCGACGGGCGGACAGUCACACUAGGCAAGGAGUUGUUCCGGUGCCCGGAGCUGCUGUUCAGCCCCCCGGAGAUCCCAGGUCUGUCGCCUGUGGGCAUCCCCACCAUGGCCGCACAGAGUCUUCACAAGGUGCCCCUGGAGGUGCGGACCGAUGUAGCCCAGAAUGUGCUGCUCUGCGGGGGUUCUUCGCUCUUCACCGGGUUCGAGGGUCGCUUCCGGACUGAGCUGCUGCGCAGUCUGUCCUCAGAGCCCCACAUGGUGGUAACGGCCCAGCCCACCAGGAAUUUCUCCGUGUGGAUCGGGGGCUCCAUCCUGGCUUCACUGCGCGCCUUCCAGUCCUGCUGGGUCCUGCGGGAGCAGUACGAGGAGCAGGGGCCCCACAUCGUGUACCGAAAAUGCUACUGA
Messenger RNA from Phacochoerus africanus (Common warthog), 1251 nucleotides. It is a transcript of the gene ACTL9, whose product is annotated as actin like 9. Bases 1 to 1251 code for a protein of 416 amino acids. The transcript has a single exon. Gene Ontology annotation, biological process: cell motility; axonogenesis. The record is from RefSeq and is a predicted model, not a curated record. Gene Ontology annotation, cellular component: synapse; axon; NuA4 histone acetyltransferase complex. Gene Ontology annotation, molecular function: nucleosomal DNA binding; protein kinase binding. Lineage: Eukaryota; Metazoa; Chordata; Mammalia; Artiodactyla; Suidae.